Molecule: messenger RNA, 555 nt
Organism: Letharia lupina
Lineage: Eukaryota; Fungi; Ascomycota; Lecanoromycetes; Lecanorales; Parmeliaceae
Exons: 1
Coding region: 1-555 (184 amino acids)
Source: RefSeq, a predicted model, not a curated record
AUGGGGUGGUACAGCCUCGAUAAGUGCGCCGUGGUGCAUUUCUGGUCGAAGUACGCGAGUCGGCGGGCUUGGCUGUCGGUGGUGUCGUCGUCGUAUGACAUCAAGAAUAGAUCGAGGAAGUCACGUCGCGAUGUCAGCUGCGAGCAGAUGAGGCGCGCUUUUGCGAAGAAGCGGUUCUGGAAGCUCGAGCGGUCGCUGCGGUAUUUGCUCAUUAGGCGCUUUGAGAUUGAGGAGGAGGAGGAAGAGGAUGAGCGGAUGAGGAGGGGCGAUGUUUUGUGGUGGAGAGCGUCGCCUUUGGUGGCGUGGUCGUUGAGGAAGAGCACUUUCAUCCCUUGCUGGCAGUCUGUUGCCCGCUGGUCGAAGGCUGGGCGGGGUGGAGAUGAAGGGUUGGGCGCGGAAGGGCGCGUGCUGGUGAUGCGUGAUGUGGGGGACGCUUUGGACUGGGAACAUUACUGCUGUCUGGCGGGAAAGCCUCCGGGGUCUAGCAGACGCCUUCGAUUGGUGGUAAGACUUGAGGUGCGUACGGCUUUGACAGUAGAAUGGCCGCGGUCAUAG